Molecule: messenger RNA, 712 nt
Organism: Styela clava
Lineage: Eukaryota; Metazoa; Chordata; Ascidiacea; Stolidobranchia; Styelidae
Source: RefSeq, a predicted model, not a curated record
CUGUACUUUUUUUUGCAGAUGUAGCGUUAACAGACUGAAUUUUUGAAAGAGGAAAGUGAGCAUAAUUUUCAUUAGAUAUUUGUUUCGCGAAAAGUGAUGUACACUUGUACACUCUACUUGUACAACCCAUUUUGGGUCGCCGGAAGCUAUUGCAAGUCUCAAUCUAAGUGUGGACUCGAUUACUGGCGUCUAUGUUACUGUAGAACCAAGUUCUGUUGGUUCAAGCUGAAACGUGUUAUCAAACACUACAGCAAAUAUUACUUCGUUUAUGUGUGGAUGAGACACCCAUGCGGAUGUGAAUGCCGUGGCAAGAAGAAGCAAAAGCCAUACAUUCCUCAUCCAACUAUAUACCAUCCGCCCACACCUCACACAAUUUAUCCGGAUUUACCAUACUAUCCGGAUCAACCUUAUUAUCCGGAUACAGACCACCCCUAUCCACAUGGUCCCAUUUGGUAAUGAGGAUCUAUGACUAUGGUUGUAAAUGAAGACAGUUCAAUAAUGUUGGAAUUCUUUUUAUUUUGUUUUGUUGAUGGGUUUGAAGUGCCACCGUGAGGAUGUCGCUGCUGGAUAACUAGUAUAUAUUGGUUCUUCGCGUCUUCCUCCACCUUGGAAUGUGAUUUUAAACACUUUAUUUUCAAUUCAGUAUAUUUAGUGCAUAUUUUAGCACGGAGAAAAAAUAAAUAAAAUACUGAUUACUGCUCAAUUAUGGUGA